AAUAAUAUUAUUUUACCAGUAAUACUCAGUAACAUUUACAUUUCAGAAAGCAGACUAAAGUGGAAACAAAAUGAAGUUGUUUGCAGUCGUUCUUCUUGCUGUAUCGGCUAUAGCCGAGCCACCAGUUAACAAUAGAUACCUACCUCCUUCUCAAUCUUAUGGAGUACCAGGCUUUGGUGGACAACGGCAGACGGAUGCUAUUAUCAGCAGAAGUCGCCCAUCAUCGUCAUACAACGCCCCAAGAAGACCUUCAACUGAGUACGGGCCACCAAGUCAAGCGCUCUCCACACAAUAUGGUCCACCAUCCCAGCUCUCAAACCAGUACCUUUCGCCUAGUGCCAGAAUAACUCAGCCCUCAACACAAUAUGGCGCUCCUAACCAAGGUUUUGGUACUGACAUCACGUAUGCUACACCUUCGCAAGAGUAUGGGGCACCCGGUUUUGGAUCUCGAGGCAGCAACCGUUUCUCUCAAAACGGAUUUGAUUCAAACUCUGGAUACAACAGGGCUCAAAACAGACAAUAUCUACCUCCUAACCAGAACGGAUACGGCUCUGAUGAUGGUAGUAACAGCGAGCCAGCCAACUACAGCUUUGAAUAUAUGGUGAAAGACGAGCCAUCCGGCAAUGAUUUUGGUCAUCGUGAGUCCAGGCAGGGCGACAGAGCCGAGGGAUUGUACUAUGUGCUGCUCCCAGAUGGCAGAAAACAGACUGUCGAAUACGAAGCCGACCAAAAUGGAUACAGGCCCAAGAUUUCUUACCAAGACGUUGGUGUAGGCGCUGGAGGUUACAACAGAAACGCCCAAAGCGGUUAUUCAGAUGGUGGUUACCAGUAUUAAAUGGUACACCAACCUGAUAGAUCUCUCUGAAGGUAGUUCUUUUGCAUUGACAAUUUAGAAAUUAUAUCUAAAAUUUAAUAGUUUCAUUAAAUUAUAUAAAAUAAAUAAGAAAUAUAUCUUCAAAAAAAACUUAUGUAUUCGUAAAAUCUAUUAAAUACAUAAUAUUGUAUUAUUAUGAAUGUAAUUAUUGUCCAUACUCAUACCACCAAUUAAUAAGGAAAAGAAAUCGAAUACUGAUUAAAAGUACAAAUUAUAAUUAGAUUUUUACGACAGAGGCUAUGAUAAUGGAUUGCGAGUAUUUAUUUAGUUUUAAUUAUAAUAUACUAAACUAAAAAUGGCUAAAUUGAUUGGUCUAAUCUGUGGAAUGAACUUUAUUGAUAAAGUUUAAUCACAGAUUAGAACAAAAUACAUUUUGCUUUUAUUUAGUCUGUGUAUGUUGUCAUUAGGCCAGUAUUGCCAAAUUAAUAUUAAGGCUUUGUACAGAUAUUUUUUUAAUAAAAGACGCUUUAUAAAAUA
Molecule: messenger RNA, 1351 nt
Organism: Pieris rapae (cabbage white)
Lineage: Eukaryota; Metazoa; Arthropoda; Insecta; Lepidoptera; Pieridae
Product: pro-resilin-like
Exons: 7
Coding region: 71-835 (254 amino acids)
Cellular component (GO): extracellular matrix
Source: RefSeq, a predicted model, not a curated record